AUGGCGUGGGUCAACCAGGGAAUGCAAGCGCUUAUCCCUGUUAUCAAUAGGGUACAGGACGCGUUUUCUCAACUAGGCACUACUGUUAGUUUUGAACUUCCUCAAAUCGCUGUAGUGGGAGGACAAAGUGCGGGAAAAUCGUCAGUGUUGGAAAAUUUUGUCGGAAGAGACUUUCUGCCACGAGGUUCGGGCAUAGUUACUCGACGUCCACUUAUUCUCCAACUAAUUCAAGAUAGAAAUGAGUAUGCUGAAUUUUUGCACAAGAAAGGGACAUAUUUUUCCGAUUUUGAUGCUGUUCGGAAGGAAAUCGAAGACGAAACAGAUCGAGUAACUGGUCAGAAUAAGGGGAUAUCACCGCAUCCUAUUAACUUGCGGGUUUUCAGUCCUAACGUGCUCAAUCUCACAUUGAUCGAUCUUCCUGGAAUGACAAAAGUACCUGUUGGUGAUCAACCACCAGACAUUGAACAUCAAAUCCGCGAGAUGAUUCUGACUUUCAUUAAUAGGGAAACGUGUCUCAUACUGGCAGUCACACCGGCCAAUAGUGAUCUUGCCACAUCUGAUGCGUUGAAACUGGCAAAGGAAGUUGAUCCACAAGGUUUGCGGACAAUUGGUGUGUUGACAAAGCUGGAUCUCAUGGAUGAAGGCACUGAUGCCCGCGAUAUUUUGGAAAAUCGCCUCUUUCCACUUCGUCGAGGUUAUGUUGGAGUAGUUAAUCGUGGUCAAAAGGAUAUUGUCGGUAAGAAGGAUAUUCGCGCUGCCCUGGAUGCCGAGAGGAAAUUUUUCUUGUCACAUCCCUCGUACAGGCACAUGGCGGAUCGCCUGGGCACACAGUAUCUUCAACGCACGCUGAAUCAGCAGCUUACCAAUCAUAUCAGAGAUACACUGCCAACUCUACGAGAUAGUCUUCAAAAGAAGCUGUUUGCUUUGGAAAAAGACGUAGCGGAGUACAAGAAUUUUCAACCGAAUGAUCCUGGGCGCAAAACUAAGGCUCUUCUCCAGAUGGUGCAGCAGUUCACGGUUGAUAUUGAGAGGUCAAUCGAAGGUUCCUCUGCAAAACUCGUAUCAACAAAUGAGCUAAGUGGGGGAGCUCGCAUUAACCGGCUUUUUCAUGAGCGAUUUCCUUUCGAAAUUGUCAAGAUGGAGAUUGACGAGAAGGAAAUGCGUAAAGAGAUACAAUUUGCCAUUCGAAACAUUCACGGAAUCAGGGUCGGUCUUUUCACACCGGACAUGGCAUUUGAGGCGAUAGCAAAGAAACAGAUUGCACGCUUGAAAGAGCCCUCGUUGAAAUGUGUGGACCUGGUCGUAAAUGAACUUGCCAACGUUAUAAGACAAUGCGCAGAAUGUCUAUCACGUUAUCCGCGCUUACGUGACGAAAUCGAACGAAUCGUUGUCACUAGGGUUCGAGAAAAGGAACAAUAUGCCAAAAGUCAAAUCUCACUUAUUGUUGAUUAUGAACUUGCCUACAUGAACACUAAUCAUGAAGACUUUAUCGGGUUUAGCAACGCUGAAGCGAAAGCAAAUCAGGGACAAACAUCGUCCAAGAAAAAUCUUGGGGUGCAAGUGAUUCGAAAAGGAUGGCUGUCCAUCAACAAUAUUUCCUUCAUUAAAGGCUCGAAAGAUUGCUGGUUUGUGCUGAUGUCAGAUAGUUUGAGCUGGUUCAAGGACGACGAGGAGAAGGAAAAGAAGUACAUGCUGCCGCUUGACGGUAUCAAAUUGCGUGAUAUUGAAAGCGGGUUCAUGUCUCGCCAACACAAGUUCGCACUCUUCUACCCGGACGGAAAGAAUAUCUAUAAGGAUUAUAAACAGCUCGAGUUGGGAUGCAACAAUCUUGAUGAAGUGGACGCAUGGAAAGCUUCAUUCCUUCGAGCCGGUGUCUACCCGGAAAAACAGAAGGCUGCACCAGAGGAUGAG
Molecule: messenger RNA, 1911 nt
Organism: Cooperia oncophora
Lineage: Eukaryota; Metazoa; Nematoda; Chromadorea; Rhabditida; Trichostrongylidae
Source: the annotation of a GenBank genome assembly